Parastagonospora nodorum SN15 is the source of this 108-nucleotide messenger RNA. RefSeq lists its product as hypothetical. Lineage: Eukaryota; Fungi; Ascomycota; Dothideomycetes; Pleosporales; Phaeosphaeriaceae. The record is from RefSeq and is a predicted model, not a curated record. The transcript has 2 exons. Bases 1 to 108 code for a protein of 35 amino acids.
AUGACGUGGCUCCUUCCGUUUCGGCUCUUCGUGGCGACUACAUCACACUGCCUCACAGCAAUCGUCGAGCUCAUUCGUGCGCCAGGAGGACGUCAGCGUACUCCAUAG